Messenger RNA from Megalops cyprinoides (Indo-Pacific tarpon), 2613 nucleotides. RefSeq names its product probable ribonuclease ZC3H12C. The transcript is spliced from 5 exons. NCBI's taxonomy places the organism in Eukaryota, Metazoa, Chordata, Actinopteri, Elopiformes, Megalopidae. Bases 1 to 2613 code for a protein of 870 amino acids. Gene Ontology annotation, cellular component: cytoplasmic ribonucleoprotein granule; nucleus. Gene Ontology annotation, molecular function: metal ion binding; RNA endonuclease activity; mRNA binding. The record is from RefSeq and is a predicted model, not a curated record.
AUGGGCCUGAAGGACCGCCUGGAUGAUGGAAUAGGCCGCAUCCUAGACCUGGGGCUGGAUUUAGACUACCUCCAUGUGGAGAGCACAGACCGGCAACCUGACAACAUGAGAGCUCCAUGGCCCACCGCCCAGGAUAAGGGUGUGGCGGAGGGUGCGGGGGGAGCCCACACCAGCAGCAGCGGCAGCAGCAGCUCCUCUGGGGACUCGGGAGACUCGGAGGAGAGCGCCGGGUCUGACAGUGAGGCCGAGCGGCUCCACGGCGCUGCCAGCGAGGGCCCAGGAGACAGCAAGUCGGGACACAGCGCUCAACGGCAGGUCUGUAACCCGGAGCCAGCACAGACCCAGCCGCCAGAGACCCCGCCGGGACAGCCUGUAGCCCCAGAUGUGCUCAGGGAGUACCGCACUAAGAUGGAGUUCGCCCUGAAGCUGGGCUACACUGAGGAGCUGGUGCGGCUGGUGCUGAGCAAGCUGGGGCCUGACGCCCUCACCAACGACAUCCUGGGAGAGCUGGUCAAACUGGGCAGCAAGGCGGAGGCCGAGCAGGGAGGAGGAUCGACGGCUUCGCAAUCCUCCUCCUCUAGCUCAUCUUCCUCAUCAUCAUCCUCCUCCUGCAUGUUCCUGUCUGACCCAGACUCCCACAGGCCCGAAACCCCUCCCCUUCUAGAGCUGCCGGACAACGAGGACAACCUGCGCCCCAUCGUCCUGGACGGCAGCAACGUGGCCAUGAGCCAUGGGAACAAAGAGGUCUUCUCCUGCCAGGGGAUCAAACUGGCGGUGGACUGGUUCUUGGAGCGCGGGCACAAAAACGUCACUGUUUUUGUGCCCGCCUGGAGGAAAGAGCAGUCCCGGCCCGACGCCCUCAUCACAGACCAAGAGAUCCUGAGGAGGCUGGAGAAGGAGAAGAUCCUGGUGUUCACCCCGUCCCGUCGGGUCCAGGGCCGCCGGGUGGUCUGCUACGACGACCGCUUCAUCGUCAAACUGGCCUACGAGUCUGACGGCAUCAUCGUCUCCAACGACAACUACAGGGACCUGGCCAAUGAGAAGCCGGAGUGGAAGAAGUUCAUCGAUGAGCGACUGCUCAUGUACUCUUUCGUCAAUGACAAGUUCAUGCCACCAGAUGACCCUCUGGGGCGUCACGGACCCAGCCUGGAGAACUUCCUGAGGAAAAGGCCUGUCAUUCCAGAGCACAAGAAGCAGCCUUGUCCUUAUGGUAAGAAGUGCACUUAUGGUCACAAAUGUAAGUUCUACCACCCUGAGAGAGGACCCCAGCCACAGCGCUCAGUGGCGGACGAGCUGCGAGCGAGUGCUAAGAGCUCUUCAGGCAAAAGCCUCGGUGAUCUGGGGCUGGUGAAAAGCCACAGCAUGCCCUCCAGCAUACGGCCCGACGGGGGGCUGGACAGUAAGCGCAGUGCGCUCAAGAGGCAGUCAGACCCUGGCAUCCGUGCCGUUUCCUACAGCGACCUGGAAGACAGGCUGAGCUCUAGAGCCAAGCCGGAGACACGCAAGAGCAGUAACGGCCCCACUCCUCCUCCGCCUGCCCCUCCACCCGUCCAAUGUUACCCUCAGGGCCAGAGGGUGCCUCCCGCGGGCGCCCCCUCUAAACCCCCUGGCACGGCCCUGUCGGCCUGCGCGGAUCACUACCCCGAGGGCGAGCCCCUGGAGCUGGGCUACUACUCCCUGGUGAAGGGGUACUCCGGCCUGAGCCUGUCGGCCCCGCGCAGUCCCGAGCGGCGCUUCCCCGGGGAGGCCGAGCUGCGCAUCAGCUCGGUGUUGUCGGACUGCAGCAGCGAGGGGGGCGGCAGCUGCGGGAGCAGCUCCGACUCCUACAGCGCGGGGUACAGCGAGCGGGCCUGCAUGAGCUCCCCGGACUCCCUGCUGGAGGACAGCCUCAAGUGCCACCACCACCACCACCACCACUACCCCCACGUGUCACCUCCCCUCCCUGCCCCCAACCCCCACGCCCCCCACUUGCUCCCACAGCCGUUCGUCCAGGGCUCUCAGAGUUUGCCGCGCGUGCACGGCUUCGGCUACGAGGGGCCGCCGAGUCUCCACCACAAGCACCCGUUUCCUUACCUGCCCCUGCACCUGAAGCACCCCCCCAUGGGGGCGCGGUCGAGCUGCCCUCCUCUUCCCCAGAACCCCCCGCACUCCCAGGGCUCGCCUCUGAGCCGCUCCCUGCUGUCCACACGGGUGGACAGUGCCUCUGACUCCCGCCUGUAUGAGCUGUCCCCCCUGCACCCCAGAAAGCCCUGCUCCGGACAGGAGCAUCUGGGUGGCUGGGAGACGUACCAUCAGCAGCACCAGCCGGCACAGCCCUGCCACGAGCAGUUCGGCUUCCAGAGCCUGCCGGAGAGCCGCCCGCCAGCCUGGCGCCUGCCCUGGGGGCACCCCGCCUACCCGCCGGCCUAUCCCGCCCACACCUCUCCCCCCCAGCCGCUGGAGCCCCCCAACCUCACCCGCUACCAGGACGUGCGCGAGAAGGUUUUCGUCAACCUGUGCAACAUCUUCCCCACUGAGCUGGUGCGGCUCGUCAUGGAGAGGAAUCCACACAUGACGGACGCUCAGCAGCUGGCUGCUGCAAUCCUGACUGAGAAGUCCCAGCCAGGCUACUGA